Fusarium venenatum is the source of this 534-nucleotide messenger RNA. RefSeq lists its product as uncharacterized. Lineage: Eukaryota; Fungi; Ascomycota; Sordariomycetes; Hypocreales; Nectriaceae. The record is from RefSeq and is a predicted model, not a curated record.
AUGAUAAAUAUUACUGAGCCACAAAACUGGACCCGCGGAGACUACCUGGUGUCCACCGACCCUGCUCUUCUACAGGUUGAUGCAAUCAAUGCUGCACUGAGUUCGGACAUGGUCUGGUGGGCCGGAGACCUCCCGAGGGAUGCACUCUGGGAUGCCCUUCGGAGUUCGAUCUGUUUUGGUCUUUACCACAAAAAGUCCAGAGAAACGAAUUGUAACAACAAGGCUUCAGAUCAUAACGCCGACCAGUUCGAACAAGUUGGUCUGGUCAGAGUGAUCACAGACGGUGUAACGUUUGGAUAUCUCACGGAUGUUUAUAUCCUGCCAGAACAUCAGGGAGGUGGGCAUAGUCGUUGGAUGCUUGGUAUCCUCAAUGAGGUUUUGAAGAGUUGGCCACACCUGAGACGUGUGAUGCUUCUUACCACUGAUAAGAUGCCUCUCUUCGGAAAGAACCUAGGGAUGAAGGAUCAUAAGGAGUUUGAAGGAAUGAAGGGUGUUCAGAUCGCGAUGGUGGAAGGUCCCGGCGCACAGCAUUGA